GGCAUCUGGAGGGUGUGGAUCCGAUCAGAUGUCGAAUAUCCAAAACUGACUUAUUUCACCGCAGUCAGGGACUCCUGAAACGUACGAUUGCUUCAUCACGAUCGCAUCAUCGGCCAGACAGAUGAUCUGCGCGGUACCAGAAUAAGGAAUUUGUAUGGUGGAAAAGAUUUCGGAUGACAGUAUGACUCGGCUUUUCUGUCUCAGCAUGAAACAUAAAAUGAAAAUGAAAGUAUGAAAGAAAGACGAUGAUGAAGGACGAAAGUCUCAGAGUCCUUUUGAUCUUGUUCGUCAUUAGCUGUGAUGGUUUCCUGCUACACGGCUCUGCUGGUCCUCUAACAGCCCGGCUGGGAGGAGCUGUACUGCUACCCUGCUUUGUGGACAGACCCCUGCCUUUGGAGGAGCUGGAGGUGGACUGGAGAAGGACUGAUUCAGACACCAUCGUGCACCUAUUCCAGGAUGGUCAGAGCAGACCUGAAUCACAGGGGGACGCCUACAGGGGCAGAGCCCACUUCUUAUCUCAGGAAAUCCCCAAAGGCAACUUCUCUCUGCUGCUUGAUGGUGUGAGGACUGCAGAUGCAGGAGUGUACAAGUGUGUGGUUUAUACAGAGCAGGAGCAACGUGAAACACGGGUGGAAAUACAGGAAGCAGAGCGGCUGGUGGUGACGGGUGUAGAUGAGCCUGUCUAUGCACAUGCUGGAGAGGAUGUGACUCUCAGCUGCUCUGUGGACACCCAUGUUAAUGUGACAGAGCUUCAGGUGGAAUGGAGAAAGACAGACGAUGACGGUGACAUCUUGGUGCUUCUGUAUGCUGAUGGAGAGAACAGACCGGAGUCACAGGAUGAGAGAUACUCUAGAAGAGCUGAAUUCUUCACUGAGGAAAUUCCCAAAGGAAACUUCUCAAUGAAACUGAGGAAAGUCAGGACUGAAGACAAAGGAGAGUUCAGGUGUGAAGUCCACUCAGAUACUGAUUCUGCCAGUACAACUGCCAGGAUAGCAGCACUGGGUUAUUCAUCCCUGCAUUGGCUGAUUCUGGGGCUGUGCAUCGCUGUCACACCUGUAGUCCUACUUACUGGGGCUUUAUCAUUCUGGCAUUUAAUAAGGGGAGGUAACAGCAGACAGGCUCUGUUGUGUCACUGUUUACAUGUCACAGUCCCACAGAUCAUGGUUUCCACAGCAUUCAUCCUGUGGGGUGUAACUGAAGGAUCCUCGGGAGAGGCUGCUGUUUGUGCUGCCGUCAAUCUGCUGAGUAUCCUGCUGAUGUUUGUUAUGGCUCCAUAUGUGGUCUCAACAGAAAUGGUGGGUGAGAUUAAAUACGUGACCCUGUCUUUCGGAAGCACCAUCAUUAUCACAGCUGUAUGUGCAGGUUUUCUCAUUGAGUUUUCAGCAAAAUAUUCCCCAACUCCAGCUGAGAAAGCAACAUUUGCAGGAAUUUUUGGUGGAAUCAUAUCUAUGUUCAUAUUUUUUCUUGUACUCCGAAUUCUUCGCUUUGUCCUUUGGAUGAAAAAUACUGCAGUUAUAAUCCGUGUCUAUGUAGGAAGAAUAACCGCAAUUAUAUUUCUUGUCAUCAUGGCUUCAUACAUAAUUGCUGCCAGUGUUGUCCUUGCAAAAUAUCAUUCGGAUGUAGCUUGGAAAGAACAACUUGGAACAUUUGCAACUAUGCUAAUGAUUCCAGUCCUCAUGGUUUUAUUGCCAGUUGGAUUUUGUAUAUUUUGGAUAAUACGCUCCCUAAAGACAACUGGGAAAGUAGAUUUUAGAGACAUUUUUGUGAUCUGGAUACUUUUCAUGUAUCAUCCCUUAUUCUUCAACAUGUUGUUCCUUACUAUUUAUUCUCAACUCUUUGCCUGGAUGCAAGACACGUUCAUAUUAGGAUAUUCAAUUCCAAUCGCAGUAGCUGCUUUGGGAUUAAGUGCCUGCAUAUUUAUUCAGGAAUUUUUGUGUGCAUAUGACGCACCCUUGGAGGGAUUUUACUAUUUGGCUCAGAAAAUCCUUCUGGGGAUUUUCUUCAUGCUUCACCCAAUAUUAAGUUUCCUGUAUCUAAGUGUGAUUCUAGAAAAUGACAAAGGAGCAGCUGUAACGAUAUGCGAGUAUGUGUUUAUCUACAUGCUGACUGCCGCAUCAUGUUUGCGAGACUGGCAUCGGGAUGAAAUACUUGCCAAACCCCAUAAAUAUGUAUAUUUCUCUGGGGCUUUUGCUCUCCCUCUCCUGAAUUCUGUUGCUCUGGCUGUAGCAUUAAAACUCAAAGCAGACACAGGAAAACAGCCACUGGACCUGCGGCUGAUUGUCCUGAUUUCUGGGUCUGUCUUCCUCUUUGCCUGGCUUGUUAUACAGAUGUCUGCAUACUGUUUGGCCAAAAAAGAGAAAAUAAAGGAAGAGUUGCACUUAGUUGAGAGACACCAAGAUCCUGAGCCAGACAAGCCCAGGCUGCUGGAGCUCCUGCUGCAUGCUUGCGAGUGCCAGGACUAUAAGCAGGCCAACAAGGAGGUGUGGUGGUGUUCCCAGCCCUACUGCCGCACCAUGAGGAAGGUCCUGGACCACAUGCCCCAAUGCCAGGCCGGCGCGUCCUGCCAGGUGAAGAAUUGCACUUCCUACUGUCAGAUCAUCUCAAACUGGGUGAGCUGCACACAACCUGACUGUCCCAAUUGUCUGCCACUGAAGAAGGAGGGCUACAGACAGCACUGUAAUUUUGUGGCUGUUCUCCCCCCUUCUGUGGCGGCUGGUCUACAAAACCCACCGGAGGAAUCUGAGGUGUGUGAUUUUAAAGUUUAAAGUCCAUGAUCACUGGGAAUUUGACACUCGGACCAAUGAUCUCAAUCUUACCGGAUGGCUCUGAAAUAAGAUCUUUGCAGCUUGAGGACCCAGACAUUACCAAAAUGCUGUCCUGGAUUAAGGAGGUCACAGUGCCCACCACGCAGACUCCUAAGAGGGUCUCCUCUCGGCCUUAGGAAGCUGUCAGCAGUAGAUGGGCUGUCAUGUCGGACGUCUCCUUCAGCAGCUCCAUGGUGGGCCUGCUUCUGCCCACUUCUCAGCUGGACUGGUCUGUGGAGCCACUAGACAGACAUGCUGUUGGCCCUCUGUGUUGAGUGACACUGGUGUGAGUGAUGUAGGACCUGUCAGACAUGCAGGUCUCCUGUGCCCAGACAGAGGAUCCCUAUGGGGGAGGGGGUCUCUUGUUAGCUGACCCUUGUAGUGAGUGGCUGAGAGUCACACACAGCUGGUGCCACAAUGGAAAGGCCCCUAUCAAGUCAGGCAGACACUGGACUCCACGGCAGAAAUGGGAUCCACCUGUCGCAUUGUUAACGUGUAUAUAUAUACGAAAUAGGAAGUAAUGUAUAAUUUGGUCUGUUUAAAUGUUAAAUAUUUAAAUGUAAGUUUAAAUAUGCUGUUCCGUCUCAUUAUUCUGAACUUCAUCUCAUUAUUCUUAUUUUGUAAGGUUAGGUAUUUGUUGUGCUCUGAAAGCAAUGCUUAAGCUAUUCCUAUUUCAAGCCACUAGGUGGCACUAUGUAAUUAUGUUAUACAAUUGAAUAUUAUGCACAUAUUCAAGACAAAAUAAAGAACAGUAAUAACUUGAA
Paramormyrops kingsleyae is the source of this 3568-nucleotide messenger RNA. NCBI's taxonomy places the organism in Eukaryota, Metazoa, Chordata, Actinopteri, Osteoglossiformes, Mormyridae. The record is from RefSeq and is a predicted model, not a curated record.